AUGCCGGGCAUGCAGCGUAACACAACCUUCACAAAGACCUUUAUUCGCAAACCGGGUCAGCGCAAUGACACCUCCAUACCCUUGCACACCGAGGCGCCGCCUCCCCUCCGCCAACCCACACGCAUCGCCCGUGCAAAGACCCUCACGCGUCCCGAGAGGAGCCAGCCCCAAGUCCCUCUGAUCAAUCCCUCCAGCGGCGGCCCUGGCUUCUCCGCCGCCUCCUCGUCCAAAUCCGGCUUCUCCUGGUGGACCGGCUUUUCGCUCGUAGUCACCUUUUGGGCUCCCAGUCCCGUCCUCAUGGCCUGCUGUGGACUCAAAGAUACCGGCAGUAGACAGGCAUGGCGCGAAAAGGUCUCGCUCGUCUUUCUCGCCAUCCUUCUCGGUGGCUUCAUCGGCUUCAUCACCAUGGGUCUCAACGCUGCCCUCUGUCCCUCGGCUUCCAGCAACUCGCCCAAGACCUACUCUAGAAUCGGCACCGGUGGCGCCAUCCUCGGCGUUCAGGGUUGGGCUUUCGACAUCGCCCAAGCGCAUCACUUGCCAGAAGCUCCUUCCCUCUUCAGCCUGUCCACAUCCAGGCCCGGCUCCGAUAUUUCGUCCCUCUUUGGCAGGACCACCUCCGCCGACUUCCCUGCGUGUCAAGGCACCACCGCUGCUUAUGCUGCCGACCCCACCUGUGUCGCUCUCAACGGCACCGCCUUGACCAGCUGCCCGCUCGGCACGCUCGCCCCCGCCACGUUCGCACAGUACGGCAUGACCAACGAGACGAGGAGGAUCGGCUAUGGCUGGGAGGACAUCGAGUCCGGCAACUUUACCAACUUCAUGGUCCUCGAUGGAGCCGUACUCAACAUGACACCGUACCUUCGAGCCAACCCGAGCCCCAUCGCCGGCGACGUGGUCGAUGUUGCCAUCCGUCAGCAGCUUGCGAGCAGCCUCAAAGGUGGCAGGGACGCAACCAUGACCUUCUACACCAAUCCCACCGCACGCAACGCCAUCAAGUGUCUGGUUCAAAAGUACCAGGCGGGCCGCAUCGACAAGAUUACUCCGGGCUGCUUCAUCUCCAACCUCGUCCUCUACUGCUCGCUUGUCGUCAUCUUGGCCAUCGUGCUCAUCCGCUUCUUCAUGGCCGUGUGGUUCUCUUGGUUCAUGGCUGGCAGGAUGUCGUCCACCCCGCGUCCCUCUCGCAAGCGCAAGGUGGCUCCCAACGUGCUCCCGGAGGGCGCCAUGGUCUCGGUCAACUCGUCCGGCGCAGCUCCUUGGGCCAACAAGCAGCGCCCACCGCCUUCGCAGCCCGUACGACGCAGACGCGACUCGACCCAGUCUGCCACGCCAUCGGCCCCCGACAGCCUCUCUGUGCAGCACAUCGGCACUGAGCCCUACGUCGUCUGCCUCGUCACCGCCUACUCGGAGAACGAGGACGGCAUUUCGACCACGCUCACCUCGCUCGCAGAGACGGAAUACUCGGACCAGCGCAAGCUGCUGUUCGUCGUCGCCGACGGAAUGGUCACCGGAUCGGGCGAAGCCAUGAGUACGCCCGACGUCUGCGUCUCGCUCCUCGAAGCCGACCCGCGGUUCGGCACUCCGACGCCCAUGAGCUUCGUCUCGAUCGCAGCGGGCAAGAAGGAACACAACAUGGCCAUGGUCUACGCCGGUCACUACACGCGCGCGCGCGGGAGACGCACACCCAUGGUCGUCGUCGUCAAGUGCGGCUCGCCCGAAGAGGCCGGCGACGCGAAACCGGGCAACCGAGGCAAGCGCGACUCGCAGAUGAUCCUGAUGAACUUCUUCCAGCGCGUCACGUACAACGACCGCAUGACGCCGCUCGACUACGACCUCUUCCGGAAGGUGCACACGCUCAUGGGCGUUACGCCCGACUUUUUCGAGCUGUGCCUCAUGGUGGAUGCCGACACGAUGGUGUAUCCCAAGUCGAUGAAGACGUUAACCAACUGCAUGAUGCGCGAUCCCAUGAUCAUGGGCGCGUGCGGAGAGACGCGCAUCGCCAACAAGACGCAGAGCUGGGUCACCAUGAUCCAGGUGUACGAGUACUUCAUCUCGCAUCACCAGGCGAAGGCGUUCGAGUCGGUGUUCGGAGGUGUCACGUGUCUUCCCGGAUGUUUUUCGAUGUACCGCAUCAAGGCGAGGAAGCAGACGGACGACGACUGGGUGCCCAUCAUUGUGAAACCCGAGGUGACGCGCGAGUACAGCCAGAGCGUGGUGACGACGCUGCACCAGAAGAACCUGCUGCUGCUGGGAGAGGAUCGAUUUCUGACGACGACACUGCUGCGAACCUUCCCGAAUCGCAAGAUGGUGUUUUGUCCCGAAGCGCGGUGCAAGACCGAGGUGCCGCACACGUUCAAGAUGCUGCUGUCGCAACGUCGACGAUGGAUCAACUCGACGAUCCACAACCUGAUGGAGUUGGUGCUGGUGCGCGAUCUGUGCGGAACGUUUUGCUUUUCGAUGCAGUUUGUUGUGUUCAUGGAUCUUCUCGGCACGGCGGUUUUGCCCAUCUCGAUCGCGUUGACGUACACGCUGGUGGUGACGUACUGCAUCAAUCCACCGCACUCGUUCACGGAGGCGAUCCCGCUGAUGCUGCUGGUGGCGGUGAUCGGUAUGCCUGCGCUGCUGAUCCUGCUGGCGACGCGCAAGGUGGUGUACGUGCUGUGGAUGUUGAUCUACCUGGUGGCGUUGCCGGUGUGGAACUUUGUGCUGCCCGUCUACUCGUUCUGGCACUUUGACGACUUUUCCUGGGGAGAGACGCGCAAGGUGGAGGGAGAAGCAAAGCAGACGGGCCACGGCGACGAAGGUGGAUCUGCCACCGGGAACGCGGUUCCGCUUCGAAGGUGGGAGGAUUGGGAGCGAUCGCGUCUGCGCAAGAAGAAGCGCGAGGAGAAACGACGCCGCGAUUUGGAACGUCAGUUCGGCAGCGGAUUCCACAACGACGCGGGCUCCGACGGAGAUCCGGACCGCAAAGAAGCAGGAACGCCGCUGUCUCGCCGCGGCAGCGACUCGUUCAGCGACACGGUCACCGUGAGCGACUUUGACGACGACAAGUGGGGCAACCAGAUCGGAGGAUACGACGAAUCUCUCCCGCCACCCGUGCAGAUCGUCCGCCACUCUGUCUGGGUGGGCGACCAAGAGGUCAUCAUCGACACGGAGGACAUGGAGAAGAUGCUCGAAACCGGCUGGGACGACAAAGCCUUCCGUUUGCGCGGUAAGCCUCUGCAGCAGCAGCAGCAACCGCAGUACCCGUCGGCGGUGAAUCGAAACCGGCUAUCGCAGAUGGGGAUGUUCCCGGCGAAUCGAAAUGCACCUGCGGUGCCCGAGGUUCCGUCGCGGUACAGCGCCUAUGUGAGACCUGCUCCUGCGCCGGGUGUUGGGGUUGGAGGGAGGUACGAACCGGGUAGCUACGAGAUGGAGCGUACGCCUAGUCCCGGAGAGUACGCGAGUCUGAUGCGUGGGGGGUCGGAGCAAGGGUUUGCCGGACAACAGCAGGGGCAGCAAGUGUAUGGACAUUCGUCGGCGCUUGGACAGACGCAACAUGCUAGGCAGAGGUCGGGAGGGAACAGUCACGAACAGCGGUUGAUGGGAGCACCGUCGUCGGGUGGAGGUAGGAGCUAUCACGAUCGGUUUGGGUAG
Molecule: messenger RNA, 3633 nt
Organism: Pseudozyma hubeiensis SY62
Lineage: Eukaryota; Fungi; Basidiomycota; Ustilaginomycetes; Ustilaginales; Ustilaginaceae
Product: glycosyltransferase
Exons: 1
Coding region: 1-3633 (1210 amino acids)
Cellular component (GO): cell periphery; cell septum
Molecular function (GO): chitin synthase activity
Source: RefSeq, a predicted model, not a curated record